AGUCAGAUGUACGCAUGCGCUGAAAUGUUGCACAUGCGCGCUGCAAAUCUUACCGGGAAGUUACGUUUGUUCUCGAUGAGCAUGUAAACCCAGUAAGCUAAUGUAUGACUUAGGCACUGACUUAAAAUAGCAUUAGGACUUUCUGUUGAUAUCGACGUUCAAAAAGACAGAACCGUUUUCCUGAGACUCUGAAAUCGGAGGUGUGAAGACAUGCGUUUAAAGCGGUCUAAAGUCAAGUGAGAGUAAAGUAUUCAAGUGAGGGUUUGUUUUUCUGUGUCCGAGAAUGGAGGAAGAAAGAGAGCAUGUCAGAGCUCACAAAGGGCGUACAGACUUUCCUUCCUCUCUCAUGGUAAAGAAAGCAGAGUCGUGUGUGGUUUGCAGAACAAAACUGAGCUUCAGCUCAGAGCCCAAACUUCUGCCGUGUCUCCACAUGAUGUGUAAAUCGUGUAUUGUAAAAACAACCGAGGACAACAACGCCAAAGAAUGUCCGGUGUGUGGCCAGUCUUUCUACAUGUCUGAAGUUACAGAUUGCUUCAUUUUCGAGGACUCUGCCCCUAAGUGUGGAGGAUGUGAAGAAUCUGCCCUUGUUGGAUGGUGUCAGGAGUGUGGGGAAGCUUUGUGUUCAGAUUGUGUAUUUGCUCAUCAGCGAGUGAAGGUGACGCGCAACCAUACAAUCAUACCAAAGGAAUCAGGCUUGAGUACAAGCUUGCGCUGUACUUCACACAAACAGGAGCAACUCAAGUUCUUUUGUGUCACCUGUGAUCAGCUCACCUGUAGAGACUGUCAGUUGAUUGACCACAGAAACCACAGUUUUUUGUUACUGGAAGAAGCGUUGGUUUCUCAGAAAGAACAGCUCAAGAAGCUGCUGGACAGCAUCAGUGAGCAGAAAAACAGUGUGCAGUCCAGGCUACAGGAUCUGGAUAAAAGAUUGCAUGAUAUAAAGGGAUUAAAAGCAUCAUCAGAGAAGCAACUGCAAAAAGUGCUACGCUCCCUGUAUCUUUCUUUGGUGUUGCGAUGUCGUCAACUGUCUACGGAAUUGGGGGAUUUGUGUGAUGAGGAGGAGAAGAGCCUGGAGGUGAUGAAGAUGAGUCUGAAAAAGCUGGAGGACAGGCAGGAGUACAUCACUGCUUUCCUUCAUAAAAUCCUGAGCACUGAGGGGCAGUGUAUCCUGCGACACAAGAUGCAAAUUGACAAAUGCACACAGAGGGUUCUGUCACAGAAUAAACCCCUGCCUGAUACCAUGAUUCAUCUUUCACUCUCACUUAAUCAACAAACGUGCAGUAUUAUUAAGAAUUUUGCCUCUUUUAAGGUGACCCGUGUUCCUCUUCCUGCCAAAGGAAAAAACAGCAAUGGCAAUAAACCCAAAAAUACACCUACAGAUUCAGACAGAAACUCCUCAGGAUUAAAUUCAGAAUCUGGUGCAACUUUGUCAGUAUCUGAUACAGCAUCCACUCAAACUACAUCCCCUUCAAUAUCCCAAGCUGCCUCUGUUCUUCCACAACAUGAACAGUCUGAUUCUGCCUCAUCAAAACCAGUGCAACCCACCCGGAGCUUAAAAGACACUAUGAGCCAUGCUAGUUCUUCCUCUGUCUCCAAUAACUUUACUCCUCCUCCUGCUCAGAGCAACAUGACUCCAUAUGUAGUUUCACAGGUGGGAAAGCAUUUGCCUCAGUCUGUGUACCCUCAAGCCUCACAGUCGCAGCAGGUCUUCAAAAGUCAGUUUUGCCCACAGCCUACAUCUGUCCUUCAGUCCACCUCUUCUCCUGACCAAAGUGUUUUAAAUAAUAUUUCUUCAAAACUUCCUCAACAAAGCAUUGUGUUGCCUAAGGUUUUCUUACCACAGUCUCAGUCUGGUGCUGUCCUUGUUGCAGCAGCUCCUUCUGGCCAUGCUUCUCGCCCCUCUAUUGCCGGUCCCUCUGUCUUAGUCCAGACAUCCUCAUUCCAGACGUCACAAACAAGUAGCAUAACCAACACACAAUCUCUCACACUCAGCAGUAACCGGUUUGUUCCCUCUUUUAUCACAUUAUCUCCUUUUGCUCAGUCUAGUCAGGCCAUAUCUAACUCACACCCAUCUACUUUAAAUUCUUCAUCUGACAAAACACAACAAAGCAUUCUUCACUCUCAGACAGUUUCUGAUCAAUCUUUCCCAUCUCACACUGCACCAACUAAUAAAGUCCUUCAUUACUCUCCAGCUGUCUCUGAAACGGUGUCUGAAAAUGUACAGCCUUCUCAGUCUGUUGGCACCCAGUCCAAUCGUUUACAGCUCACUCUACUUACAGUACCAAACAUCAUUUCUCCUCUCAACUCUGGAAAAGCAUGGAAACUCUACCAUUACACUCCUAUUUUGACUGUAAAUAAUGGCACCAUUCUCAGCUGUGCACCACAGCCAGAUCCAGGGCUCACCACUGUACCAGGCAAUAGUAAUAAAGAACUGGAACCCCCAGCACCCAGCACACCUCCACUUCUUGCUGCUCCAAUUCCCAGUACGUGUAGUAAUACAGGUCUAAUCGAGUGUGGCACUCAGACAAUCCAAAUACCAAAACGUGAUCUCCCAGUGAAGGCUCCAGCUGAUUCUGUUUGUGAUGGAGAUGCGAGUGUUUGCAGUAGGGCUUCUCCCAUUGCUAAGGAGUCGGACAGCAACCUACAUGCUUCCACUGUGCAGGGAAAAGAAAUAACAGCCAGAAAAGUCUUAGAAGUGCAUCAGCCACAAGAUCCCCCUUCCAUUUCCUCGAUCAAGGACUGCCCUAAUGAUCAGAGUAUCUUUACUUCGUCUGAAUCAACUCCCUCCAUCAAAGGAAACCCCUCAACCAAGCACUGGCUUAAAGGCCUGCCAUCAUCCUUCAGAGAGAUUCUUUGUAGUAAAAUGAAAGUGCAUCCCCAGGAUGUUUGCUCCAGACCUGCCUUAGAACAUGCAUCCAUCCCUAAUGCAAAGCAGGAUCAUGAAAAGACUGAUGCUAAUGAUUCUGAAGUGGUGGAGGGGAUGGAUGACUCAAAGGAAGAACCCAUAUCAACACAGAACAGCAAUAACAGGAAUCUGCUUGUAUCGCUCCUCCGGUUGCCCAUCUCAGGAUCUUCUCUGUCUCAAUUUCGAAUAGUCCCCAGUAGCCAAAAGGAUGAAAUUGUGCUUCAGGAGAUUGAUGAAAACAAGUCAAUCCAGAGGUGUCUUAGGAUAGCUGCACCCCCAGCUGGUGCUUUACCCUUGCAGUCCUGCAGUUCUAAGUGUUCUCUGCUGGUUGAUGUACUGGACUGUGUUGUGUGUCUCUCUGCUGGAGCCUCACUGCAGUGUGCAGAAUGUGGUAGAAGCUUCCACACCAGCUGCCAUGUCCCACCGAUCAUUUUUAAUCCGACUGCAAUGUGGGUAUGCUCCCUGUGCCAGGAUCUGUUGGAUGAUACUGACCCAUUCAGAUGCAACAGACUUAAGGAACCCUACCUAAGUCUGCCGGACCAGAGACGGUGUGAACAACUUUUGCUCUCUCUAAUGUGUGAAAAUCAUAGCUACCUGCUGUAUAAAACUAUUAAGCAACCUGCAGGUUGUGUGGAAUUUGGCAUAAUUGUAGGUCGCCUGCUGGGAAAACGCAGCCCUCCAUACCGCACAGCAGCUGAAAUGGUUUCAGACCUCUGGGCCCUUUUUCACAACUUGUCAUCAAAUUCCACGAAGAAAGACUUGGUUGUGAAUCUCCAAAGCUCCUUUCAGCAACGAUUGAAUGUAUCAUUUGGGAAAAGCAUCCAUGCUUCUCUGCUGAGACCUCUGAGCAAUGGAGACCACAUGAGGGCACCAGAGACAGAGCCUGAUCGAGAAAAGGCCAAAAAUACUUUAAAGAGAAUGAAAGCAUUUCUAGCUGCAAACUAUACUCCAGUGGCAAAGAAAGUUCGCACUGAGAAUACAUAAAGGACCUGCAGUAUUUUUCAAGGACGAGAUCAAUUGGUUUUCAGUCUCUAAUUGUUUUCUAUAGGAAUAUUGUGUCUUCAUUGCCCUGGGUAAUAAAAGCCAGGUCAUACAUUUUGUUGACUUGUUUUGAAACAUUUUUUGCAGCAAAUCUUUAUGUACCAGGAACUGGCAUGUUAAAUGUUGGCCAUGUAUAUUGGUGUAUUUUGCAUUUUUGUCGUUGUUUAACAAUUAAAUUAAAGGUGUGUCAAAUCUC
Molecule: messenger RNA, 4142 nt
Organism: Tachysurus fulvidraco (yellow catfish)
Lineage: Eukaryota; Metazoa; Chordata; Actinopteri; Siluriformes; Bagridae
Gene: trim33l
Product: tripartite motif containing 33, like
Exons: 17
Coding region: 284-3889 (1201 amino acids)
Biological process (GO): positive regulation of DNA-templated transcription
Cellular component (GO): chromatin; nucleoplasm
Molecular function (GO): zinc ion binding; ubiquitin-protein transferase activity
Source: RefSeq, a predicted model, not a curated record